UGUCUUCUGUCAUUUUCAUUUUAGCUUUUAUCAUUGACCAGAAACAAUGUCUUCUGAGCUUGAUAAUUGGAUAGAAAUUGCAAAACAAUGCAAAUAUUUACCGGAAAAUGAUCUUAAAAAGUUAUGUGAUAUAGUGUGCAGUAUUUUAUUAGAAGAAUCAAACGUUCAACCUGUAUCUACUCCCGUUACUGUAUGCGGUGAUAUACAUGGUCAGUUUUAUGAUCUCGAAGAGUUAUUUCGGAAAGGCGGACAAGUUCCCGAUACCAAUUACGUAUUUUUAGGGGAUUUCGUCGAUAGGGGCUACUACAGUUUAGAAACAUUCACAAGACUUCUAACGCUCAAAGCGAAGUAUCCAAACAAAAUCACAUUAUUAAGGGGCAAUCACGAAAGUAGGCAGAUCACGCAGGUUUAUGGCUUUUAUGAUGAAUGUAUGACUAAGUAUGGAAAUGUUAACGCUUGGAAGUAUUGCUGUGGUGUAUUCGAUUUGUUGACUAUUGCUGCGAUAAUAGAUGAGAAAAUUUUGUGUGUUCAUGGAGGACUAAGUCCAGAAAUUAAAACUUUAGAUCAAAUUAGAAUAUUAGAAAGGAAUCAAGAAAUCCCUCACAAAGGAGCAUUCUGUGAUUUGGUAUGGUCUGACCCUGACUAUAUAGAUACCUGGGCUACUAGUCCCAGAGGAGCAGGUUUCCUAUUUGGAGCCAAAGUCACUAAUGAUUUCAUGAGAAUUAAUGCUCUAACUUUAAUAUGCAGGGCUCAUCAGUUAGUACAUGAAGGGUAUAAAUAUAUGUUUGAGGACCAGCUGGUGACAGUUUGGUCUGCUCCCAAUUAUUGUUAUAGAUGUGGCAAUGUAGCUAGCAUAUUGGAAUUCACCACUGCCAACAAGGGAAAUGCAACACUGUUCAAGGCUGUGCCGGAUGCUGAAAGAGUUAUACCCAGUAGAAAUAUCACACCAUACUUUUUAUAAUUUAAUUUUAAAUAUAUUUUUUAAUACGUU
Molecule: messenger RNA, 991 nt
Organism: Diabrotica virgifera virgifera (western corn rootworm)
Lineage: Eukaryota; Metazoa; Arthropoda; Insecta; Coleoptera; Chrysomelidae
Gene: PpV
Product: serine/threonine-protein phosphatase 6 catalytic subunit
Exons: 5
Coding region: 47-961 (304 amino acids)
Biological process (GO): peptidyl-serine dephosphorylation; G1/S transition of mitotic cell cycle
Cellular component (GO): cytoplasm
Molecular function (GO): protein serine/threonine phosphatase activity
Source: RefSeq, a predicted model, not a curated record